Molecule: messenger RNA, 1510 nt
Organism: Linepithema humile (Argentine ant)
Lineage: Eukaryota; Metazoa; Arthropoda; Insecta; Hymenoptera; Formicidae
Product: tropomyosin-2
Biological process (GO): muscle contraction; actin filament organization
Cellular component (GO): actin filament
Molecular function (GO): actin filament binding
Source: RefSeq, a predicted model, not a curated record
AUGAACGCUAUUAAGAAACGUCUGCAGACAUUGAAACUCGAGAAAGAUCUCGCGAUGGACAAAGCUGAUCUGUGUGAUCAGCAAGCGAAGGAGGCGAAUCGAAGGGAAGAAAAACUGAAGGACGAAGUUCGCGAAUUGGCGAAAAAGCUGGUACAAAUGGAGCACGAUUUGGAAGUGAGCAAAACCCAGUUGAUAAAAUCAAACAAGAAUCUCGAGAUGAAAGAGAGAGUCUAUAUCGUGACGCAGUCGGAACUGGCGGUGCUGAAUAGAAAAAUGCAGCAGUGCGUCCAGAAUUUAGAAAAGUCCGAGGAGCGACGUUUGUCGGCUCAAGCGAAGCUGACGCAGGCUACGGAAACUGCGGAAGAUGCAAAGCGCAUCUGCAAAGUUCUGGAAAACAGAAGUAAGCAGGACGAAGAAAGGAUGGACCAACUGAUGGCGCAGUUAAAGGAAGCGAGACUCAUCGCCGAGGACGCUGACACGAAAUCGGAUGAGAUUUCUAGAAAAUUGGCAUUCGUCGAGGACGAACUUGAAGCGGCAGAAGAAAGGGUUAAAUCGAGCGAGGCAAAAAUCCUCGAACGAGAAGAUGAGCUAUUCAUCGUCGGCAAUAUACUGAAGUCUCUUGAGGUGUCUGAAGAAAAAGCUAAUCAAAGGGUGGAAGAGUUUAAAGCGCAAUUGAAGGAAUUAAAAAUCAGACUAAAAGUUGCUGAGAAACGUGCUAUAACCGCCGAAAAAACAGUCAAGAUAUUCACGAAAGAAAUGGACAAGAGAGAAGAUUAUCUUUUGAAAGAAAAGGAAAAAUACAAAUUUAUCUGCGACGAUUUGGACUCCACGUUUUCGGAGCUCACGGGUUACUGAAAGAAUUCUCGUAUAAAACGUUCAAUGGAUUAUCUGUCAUCAAGAUUUGCAUUGCAUAAAUAUAAAUGUAAUCGCAAAUUCUCACCUUUAUUGAAUUGUCUCAUGAGGUUCGCAGAAAAUUCACCCCGUGUACUUUACACGAUAUCAAUUUAUUUAAUCGAUUCUACGAUCGACACAAUGCAUCGAAAUGUCGUACCACAGAUUUAAUACAGUUUAAAUUUAAUCGCACAAUUUUAAUCGUACAACCUCCGAUCGCAGAACGGAGAAAAAAUUCGCGUGCUUUUCUUUAUUUCACGGAGCUCUCGCGAUGACUCUUGCGCGAUCUCGCGAUUGGACCGCACGUGCGCCGCACUCGCGCCUUUUCCUUUCUUUUUUUUUCUUUCUACAACGACGUUAAUCGCGGUUACAAUAACAAUCGUCCAUUUGAUUUGUUCACUCGUCCCUAUCCGCAUCAAUGCAGCAAUUAAAGUGCAUUCUCCGAGUUGCACGGAUUAUUGCAUAAGGUAACGAGAGAUGCACCGAGUUAUGUCACUGCACCAUCCUUCGAGGACCGCAAAAUUCGCACAAGUCGCGCUACAACGUAAAUCCGAUAAUCCGACAAAAAUAUCACACCGAGAUCUUAACUUAUCGAAUCCAAAAAAAAAAAAAAAAAAAA